Molecule: messenger RNA, 2346 nt
Organism: Plasmopara halstedii
Lineage: Eukaryota; Oomycota; Peronosporomycetes; Peronosporales; Peronosporaceae
Exons: 1
Coding region: 1-2346 (781 amino acids)
Source: RefSeq, a predicted model, not a curated record
AUGGCCGACCCAGCGUGGGGGACGCUAGUAUCGCUGUCCGAAGAGGAGACGACACGAACCUUCUAUCGUACGGAGCCAUUGCCAACUCAAAAUCGCUGGCCUCUCGAUCAACAACGCCAACCAGCUGCGUUGCGACGCCAGCCGUGUAGUGACGACAAUGCGAUGCAUCAUCCUCUUGGUGUACGGAACGCCGCCGGCUAUCCGACGGUUCCCUUGUCAGUCCAGCACAGUGAUGUAUCACCGCUACUUGUGGAAAUUCCUUCGACAGAUAACAAUGACUGGCGUCAACUGCAACAGCAGCGGGAGUUGUUGGCGCAGGAGCAACAACAAAAGCAGUGGGAUAUGCAGCUACAUUUGCAGGCUCAGAUGCCGAGAGGGCACAAGGUGCAGAACCAGAGGAAAAUGGUCGAAUUCCAUUAUACGUCUGGCAUGAAUGAUAUCGAGCAAUUGACGUGGAAUGAUGAUAUACUUACACAAGGACUGAGACCUGAAACUAAUCGAAGGUUUGUUCAGUGCCAGCAACUUUCAAGUGACACCACAACACCGUUUCCUUUGUUUGGAGCAGGCUGCGAAGGUAAUUUUUUAGUCGAAUUGCCGAUGAGCAGAGAUGAAGUUGUGUUAUCACCACAGCAAGUUCCACGGCUAUCUCAAUCGCAUCUGCAGACUCAACCCUCUGGAACGCUGUUGAAUCAUGGACAGCAGUGGGAUAACACAAGUGCAGUAUUGUUCGCGAAAGAUUCGAUCAAUUUAAUACCGAAAUCACAAAUUAAAAAAAGCCACGGCCAGCAGCCACAACCUUAUCAUUCGACCAGACGGAACCAUCAUUGUCAUUACGUGGCAAAUCUAGUACAGAAUGCAAGCGAGUCUUAUCCUAGUGAAUUUGCUUUAAACGAAAUCAUGAAACAAUUCCAUUCGAGUGUGCGACCUGAAAUUGGGAUUUCUCCAGCUACUGGUACUUCUUAUGUUGGAAAUGCUGCUACACAAAGAAAUGAGCUCAUAUCUAAUCUCGUCACGACUAAAACUCAAGUUCAUCCUCCGACAGAAACACACGUGUAUAAUCCACACGUGCCGCUAUCAUCCACUAGAACCAUUAUAGUUCCAGGAAUUUCGCUAGCAUCGGAGCCAACUCGCCAUGUUACUAUUCAAGACCUCCUGAAUGGGGACGAUAAAUCUGUCAAGGUAGACAUGGCGAAAAGUCGAAAAAGGGGAGGCAAACAGAAACGAGAUUUUGAUAAUCGUAGAAUGCUGUUGAAGAAAAUGCCAUUCAUAUACCAGAAAAGACCUCAGCAACAAUCUGAGCGAUCCCAUCACCCUUCAACUGCUAAGCAUUUCGUUGAAAACACCAAAUUGAGAGAGGGUUCUACAUUGCUUUCUCAAGGUGCUUCAGCGCUAAAUACAAAGCAACUUACUCCUCCGUAUCAAGUGUAUAAGAAGUCUCGAGCUGCCCAAAUGGAGGAAGAGACGAAUGACCUCUCAAUUUUAAAGCCAAAUCCAUUGCAAUCGCAGUCAACAAGAGAGCCGGACCGAACAACAAAUGCUGCUAUUCCUGACACAUCAAAAUGCUCCAAAAAUCAAAGGAUGGGUGCAUCGGUACGAUCAUCCACGACGCGUCAGGCGGAUAAUCGGCUAGUCUUAGGCACUAGUGCACUGCAGGUUAUAGCUAAGCGUGAAGAGGCACGAGGUAAAAUUGCACCUGCAUGCUCUCAGCCAACUGCUAUUAAAUCUCACAUUGUCGGUCAGUGCCAGAGAUAUGCUGAGAAAAGGUUUGGUAAAGUGACUGGUGCGACAUUGAAAAGGCAACAACACCGCUUGGAACGUUCACAACAAAUCUUUAGCGGCAAUGGCGGCGCUCCAUCAAAGAAAAGACGCAGAGCAAAGUUGCCUACCGCACAAUAUCGGGGAAUGACAUCAGAAAUUCCUAAGCAAGAAUCUUGUGAUGCAGCACCGUCGUAUAAAAAUCUUCAGUUGAUCCCCGAAUUACGAAGAGAUACCACAUUGACGGCAAAUCAUGGUUCUCCUGCACCUGAUCCUUCUUGCGUGGAGAAUAGAACGGUAGUGAUAUUUUGCAAGCGGGAUUUUAUGCGUUAUCAAGCGGCAAAAAUUUGGCGCAAGUAUCAAGAACAGCUUCACAAACAAGAAGAAUGGCGUGAAGUUCGCAUAGCUGGCAAACGUACGCGGUAUCUCAAUUCUCGCUAUGAUGAUCUUCAGAGGACGCAUCAAAGAAAGUACACGCGAUCCGGCAAACCGCAUCGGAAUUCUAAACGGGAAGUUGUGCAAGCACUUCGUCGGGCGUUUUCAGCAGAAUCAGCAGAUUUGACCACGGCAGAUAUCCCCGUAUCUUUUUAA